UAGGUGGAAUGUCUGACAAUUGGAUAAGUAGUACACCAACACCGACGCCGUCCCCGGUGAGAACUCCGGUUUGUCCGACGCGUUCUUCUCCGCGUGCGAAGUCUGUGAAAUCUCUUGUUGAGCCUCUAUCGCGAGCCGCAAAAAUUAAGUGGACCAGAACAAUGGAUCAGAUAAUGUUCGAUAUCUUGAUUGAGCAAAUAACUUUAGGCCGAAAGGCAGAUAAUGGAUUUAAGAGAGAAGCAUAUCAUGCGGCCGCUGAGGAGGUUUCUAGGAGGACUGAAAUUACUUUAAAUUGGCAAAACGUCCAAAACCGAUUGCGAUAUCACAAGAGAGUGUACAACGAAAUAAAAGAUAUGCUAGCCGCAAGUGGUUUUGGGUGGGACAGUGAGCAAAUGGUUGUCACAGCACCUGACGAAGUUUGGGAAGAGUACCUCAAGUCGCAUCCGAGAGCAGAAAGAUUACGUGGUAAACGAAUAGAACGAAUGGACGAUUUAGCGGUGAUCGUAGGUUCAGACCAUGCAACAGGCCGCUACGCCCAAGGAAGCAGAAACAUGGCCGCGUCUUCAUCUCGUAUUCAACGAGAUCUGAAUGAAGCUUGGACGGACCUGGACGAUGACACCGAUGCGCCUAUCGAUAUUUCUGAGAAAAAUUUGGGGGAUUCGACUAGAAAUUAUCAAUUUUCGAAUGAAAGCCAUCGGGCUUCAGGGAAUCGCUCAUUCCGCACCACUCCCAACCGGGUGAUUGAUUCCGAUAGUAGUCAUGGUGGGAGUAUAACAACAAAAAGGAUGCGAUCUGCUCGUCCCUGUGACGUCCUUGAUUUAUCUUUAGAUGGUGUUGCAGAUGCAAUUGUCAAAUUUGGACUUGGCAAUUCAGUCAACCUCACAAGUAGAGUCCUGGACAUCCUCGAAGAGGUUACGGGGCUGACCAACCAUGAGUUCAUCCAGGUUGGUCAGCUUCUGAGCAAGGAUGAAGAUCUAGCAUCCUUUUUCGUAAGCCUUCGACCAUAA
This is a messenger RNA of Magnolia sinica, 1007 nucleotides long. RefSeq lists its product as uncharacterized. The record is from RefSeq and is a predicted model, not a curated record. NCBI's taxonomy places the organism in Eukaryota, Viridiplantae, Streptophyta, Magnoliopsida, Magnoliales, Magnoliaceae. The coding region runs from base 9 to 1007 and encodes 332 amino acids. The transcript is spliced from 2 exons.